This is a messenger RNA of Acanthamoeba castellanii str. Neff, 348 nucleotides long. RefSeq lists its product as uncharacterized. The record is from RefSeq and is a predicted model, not a curated record. The transcript has 4 exons. Lineage: Eukaryota; Discosea; Longamoebia; Acanthamoebidae. The coding region runs from base 1 to 348 and encodes 115 amino acids.
AUGGAAGGGGAGCAACUGCGGCACGAAGGAGAGGGACCGGCUCGAUGCAACUGCGCUCAUCCUGCCGGCGAGCACGCUCAUGACAGCGAAGACGAAGGCCAAGGUCUCCCAUCCAUGGAGAUCACGGCCACCGAGCAGGCCAACAAGUACCUCCUCAACAGCUUCAAGCAGUCGGCGGUGCUGGAGAAGUUCACCGGCAUAGGCGAUGAUGGCGCCGCUGGUGCAAACGACGACGAAUGGGACACUCCCGAGAGUGAACACGAUGACGAACCCGCCGACGGCGCUGAGGUCAUACGAGCGGAGGUGGAAUCCUUGUCCAUCACCAACGAUAGUGAUGCCGCACAGUGA